Spinacia oleracea (spinach) is the source of this 498-nucleotide messenger RNA. RefSeq lists its product as uncharacterized. The coding region runs from base 1 to 498 and encodes 165 amino acids. NCBI's taxonomy places the organism in Eukaryota, Viridiplantae, Streptophyta, Magnoliopsida, Caryophyllales, Amaranthaceae. The transcript has a single exon. The record is from RefSeq and is a predicted model, not a curated record.
AUGAAAGGGUUACAAGUGAACAUACCUUUCCUCCAUGCCAUGGCACAAAUGCCAACUUAUGCAAAGUAUUUGAAAGAACUUCUUACCAACAAGGCAAAGCUUGAAGAAGCAACCGUUUCUCUUCCUAUGGAAGUGAGUGCUAUCAUUCAAAACAAGCUUCUAGAAAAGCAUAGUGAUCCGGGUAGCUUCUCAAUACCAGUGAAGAUUGGUGAUCUUGAGCCAAAGAAUGCCCUUUGUGAUCUUGGGGCAAGUGUUAGCCUUAUGCUCUCUAUGGCUCAAAGGCUAAAUAUUGGGGGAAUGAAGCCUACAUGGAUGUCACUUCAACUAGCCGACCAUUCGGUUAAAACACCCUUGGGAUUUUUGGAAGAUGUCCCGGUCCAAGUUGGAAGAGUUUUUGUGCCUUGUGAUUUUGUCAUUAUGGAGAUGGAAGAAGACUCCAAGGUUCCUCUCAUUCUAGGAAGGCCUUUCCUUUCUACGGUGGGAUCGAGUUGUUAUUGA